AUGCCAAAUUUUCCCUUAAUUUUUUUAAUUUUUAUUUUUUCAAUUUUUCACUUUAUUCCAUUAAAAUCUCAAUUAUUAAUCCAUUCAACUCAUCAGCCAAGAUCUCUAAUCUCCUCAAAUUCUCGUUUUCGUCAAUGCGCCUGUCCUACACGCCAAUCUUCCCCUUUAAGUGGAAGCAAAGCCAAAGCUGCCCCCAAACAAAAAUUUUUGCCAAAAAUGCUUCAAGGAACGUCCACAGACAUGCUAUUUGAUAAAAAUUUAGUUGACGGAUUUUUAACGCCUUUAAACCCAAACAAAGAGGAAAAGAAACGUAAAGGAACUGGAAGAAGUGGAAGAGAAUGGAGACCGAAAAGAGAAGCUAAUAAAAUUGUGGAUUUGGCUUUGGCAGAUCCAGAAAAGAAUAAAUGCAACAGUGAAAGGCUUAGACAGAUAAUUUUAAAGGCAAAAUUAAUUUUAUUUUAUCUUUUUCUUUCUCCUAGGGAGAGCUUGGGAGGUCAAGGAGUUAAAAAUAGGCCAAAUUAG
Meloidogyne enterolobii is the source of this 522-nucleotide messenger RNA. The record is from the annotation of a GenBank genome assembly. Lineage: Eukaryota; Metazoa; Nematoda; Chromadorea; Rhabditida; Meloidogynidae.